AAAACUGUGUUAUAUGUAAAUAAUAAUAAUUUCUUUCAGGAAAUAUUAUUAAAAAAUUUGAUACGGUGAUAUUUGGUUUAAAUGUCUUCCUUAACAUUCAAGUUGAAAAAAAGAAAAUCAGUGACAUCCAAAUAUUUCUCAUCGAAAAAAACGAAGCAUUCGUCAUACGAAAACUCGUCGUCAACUAGAAAUGAAGUUGUAAAACAUGAGCAAGACACAGGCAGUAGAUGUGACGGAAGUAGUGCUGUGAGUUGUGACAAACUCGUUUAUAAAACUGACAGUACUGAAUGUAAGAAGAAGAAAAGUCAGCAACAUCACCAUUUCAUUGUAAACGACACCAUUGAAUGGAAACCUUCUCUAAACGAUACCGAAAACAGCGAAGCUCUUUCAGAGAAUCUGAAGAUUCCACGGCAGUUAUCUCGAACGGAUUUUCAAAAAACUGGAAUACCUUUGAGCAAGUAUUUACUAGGUAAAAUAUUAGUGCGCAAAUCCAAUAAUCAAAUAUUAAGCGGACGGAUAGUAGAAACGGAAGCUUAUCUGGGUGAACCUGAUAAAGCCUGUCACGCUUAUGGCGGGAAGAAAACAGAACGAACGAAGACAAUGUAUAUGGCGGAAGGAACUGCGUAUGUGUACUCUAUAUAUGGAAUGUAUCAUUGCCUGAAUAUAUCAAGUUCUGAUCCGGGUGGAUGUACUUUAAUACGAGCUUUAGAACCUUUGAAAGGAAUGGAUGCUAUGCUGAAGAAGCGGUCUGCCAAACGUAAAGACACGUCGCCAGCUUUGAAGGAUCACGAGCUUUGCAAUGGGCCUUCCAAAUUGUGUGUAGCGCUGGAUAUAACAAAACAAAAUUUAAAUGCUGUUGACAUGGGAAAGUCUUCUGUGUUUUAUCUUCUCGAUGAAGGUGUUAUUAUUAACGAUAACAAAAUUGUAACAUGUAAGCGAAUUGGGAUUGAUGGUUACGGCGCAGAAUGGGCUUCGAAACCGUAUCGUUUUUACGUGCUGAACAAUAAGAGUGUGAGUGUUCGAAAUAAAGAAGCGGAAAACAAAGACUGCGACAGUGAUAUAUAAAAAUACAAUCCCGAAUAUGUUUGCUUUCUUCGUGCAAUAAAAGAUGCAGUUUUUCGUCCACCGGUGUAUUCACAAAAUUCAACUAGCGAUUUUAAGGCGAUGCUAGGAUUUUAAACUCAAAUUUUUCUUGUGUUUGCAUUUCUAUUAUCCGCCGAAAUCGUUUUGUGGGUAAAAAAAUUGAAAAUUUCUCAGGAUUUUGGUGUGGCUUUAACUAUUAGCAUGGAAAACAUGUAAAUAUAUUACAAUAUGAUUUGUUAAAAAAAUUUAUGUGUUUAACUUUUAUUUCCA
Messenger RNA from Hydractinia symbiolongicarpus, 1353 nucleotides. RefSeq names its product putative 3-methyladenine DNA glycosylase. Gene Ontology annotation, biological process: base-excision repair. NCBI's taxonomy places the organism in Eukaryota, Metazoa, Cnidaria, Hydrozoa, Anthoathecata, Hydractiniidae. The coding region runs from base 82 to 1065 and encodes 327 amino acids. The transcript is spliced from 2 exons. The record is from RefSeq and is a predicted model, not a curated record. Gene Ontology annotation, molecular function: DNA binding; alkylbase DNA N-glycosylase activity.